AUGUCUGGCUGCAGCGUCAGUGACUAUCCCGACUCCGGUGGAAAAGCUUCUCACGUGUGUACGCCGUGUCGAAAGCAGAAGAAAGCGUGUGAUAAGCUGUUUCCAAGUUGCUCUACGUGCUCGCGGCUGCGUCGAGAAUGUUCGUAUGAGACUGGGCCAGCACCCGAGGCGGCGUCCCUUGAGUCACUCUCUGCAAGGCUCGCCAGCCUGGAGGAUGAGAUGAGCGUGCAUCGAGCUAUGUGUGAACCACAAACUGUACUUCCGGGGGUCAGACCAGCUUCGUACUCUCCUCUAUCGCAAGGAACCGCAAUUGGCACAUCGUCAGCAGUUUUCUCGACUUUCUUUCUCGAUGUCAACGUCUUCCGGUCGCAGAAUUCGAUGGUCCCGAAACCACAAUUCAGCAUCAAAGACAAGCUUUUGGAUGAUAUCGGAGACGGGUUGGAAAUUCAAGCUAUCGCUGGGGCGUACUUCUUCUCGAUUGCUCCUUGGAUGUCCAUAAUUCAGAGGAAUCGCUUCUACGAGGAAACUCUUGCCGGCCAGAUUGAAUUGACAGCAGAUAUUGUCUUCCUCAUUUUAUGUAUGAAGUUGCUGAAUGAGACCGUGCAAUCAGGAGAAACGCCUCGAACAGAGCUUUGGAACCAUGCGAAGAAUCGCUUCUUGUUACUCGUAUCCAGUGGGUAUAUAUCAAUAAGGUCGCUUCAAGCAGGGGUCUUGCUAUGCUUGUAUGAAACUGGACAUGCAAUCUAUCCGGAAGCAUAUAUCUCCACUGGUCAUCUUGCGAGACUCGGUGAGGCUGUUGGGCUUCAUGACACAGCGGGGAUACCUCAACUGGCACUUGAACCAGCAACAUGGGACGAUAUGGAGGAAAGAAGAAGAGUAUGGUGGGCUCUAUGGAUCUUAGACAGGCAUAUGAACGUAGGGAAUCCGUCUAGGUCACUAGCAAUGGCUGAGAUCGGACGAAGAGAGUACCUUCCUGUGGAUGAUGUGUCAUUUGAACGAGGAGUGCAAUCAACAAGUGAGCCAUUAUUUGUAUCAUCGUCAACUGACAUCACUGCUGCACCACUGGCAAGGCUAUGCCAGUCAUCUCACUUAUUAAGCCUCGUCCUCAAGCACAUCAAUGAUAGAGAUUCCACCGCGAAUGAUCGUCUAGAAGAGGCCAAGCAACUGAGCCGCGCUAUUCAGGCUCUCUGUUCUUUCAUGGACAGUGAGAUCGACUCGGGAGCAACCCGAAUCUUUGUCCCUAAAGCAAUAUGUUUCAGUGCGCUCUUUGCUCUCUACGAGCAUUCGUCCAUCAUCAGGCAGAGUUCUUACGCCCUUACCGCCGAGCUUGAACUGAGCGAACUUUGA
Molecule: messenger RNA, 1347 nt
Organism: Cadophora gregata
Lineage: Eukaryota; Fungi; Ascomycota; Leotiomycetes; Helotiales; Ploettnerulaceae
Exons: 5
Coding region: 1-1347 (448 amino acids)
Biological process (GO): regulation of DNA-templated transcription; DNA-templated transcription
Cellular component (GO): nucleus
Molecular function (GO): DNA binding; DNA-binding transcription factor activity, RNA polymerase II-specific; zinc ion binding
Source: RefSeq, a predicted model, not a curated record